UGGGGAUUUGCACGAACAUACUGCAGGUCAGCUGAGGCUUGUCUGUCGGGAGCAGGAAGAUGACGGAGCGCGAAGGCGGCGUGCCGGCGGCGGGGGAGAGGCGGUACAAAGGGGUGCGGCUGCGGAAAUGGGGGCGGUGGGUGUCGGAGAUCCGGCUGCCCAACAGCCGCAAGCGGAUAUGGCUCGGGUCAUACGACUCACCCGAGAAGGCGGCCCGGGCCUUCGACGCCGCCGCCGCGUGCCUCCGCGGCCGCCUCACGCGGCUCAACUUCCCCGAGACGCCCCCGCCCCGGACGGCCCAGCGGCUCACACACCAGCAGAUCCAGGCCGCCGCCGCCCGCCACGCGGCCUCCGCGUCCACGCCGCCGCAGCUGUGGCAUCCCCGCGCCGCGAGCUCCCCGUCGGAGGAUGCCUCGGACGGGUUCACGGCCGGGAGCGAGGACACGCUCGACUGGUCGUUCAUGGACUCGCAGGAGGCGGCAGCGGCGCUGGCGGGAGCCGGAGAGUUCCCGGACUUGAUGGACGACUUCAUGUGCGACUUCUUCUCGCCGGUGCAGAUGACGGCGCCACUGGCGGAAGUGGUGGAGGAUCAGUGCGCCAUAGAUUUGGGUUCGAAUUCUUUUCUGUGGAGCUUCUGAAAGAAUAUAAACAGCGACACAAAGAAUCAACAACGGUUCA
Messenger RNA from Musa acuminata AAA Group (dessert banana), 678 nucleotides. Its product is annotated as ethylene-responsive transcription factor ERF017-like. Gene Ontology annotation, biological process: regulation of DNA-templated transcription. The record is from RefSeq and is a predicted model, not a curated record. Gene Ontology annotation, molecular function: DNA-binding transcription factor activity; DNA binding. NCBI's taxonomy places the organism in Eukaryota, Viridiplantae, Streptophyta, Magnoliopsida, Zingiberales, Musaceae. The transcript has a single exon. Bases 60 to 638 code for a protein of 192 amino acids.